Bradysia coprophila is the source of this 9733-nucleotide messenger RNA. It is a transcript of the gene tou, whose product is annotated as bromodomain adjacent to zinc finger domain 2B toutatis. NCBI's taxonomy places the organism in Eukaryota, Metazoa, Arthropoda, Insecta, Diptera, Sciaridae. Gene Ontology annotation, molecular function: DNA binding; protein binding. The record is from RefSeq and is a predicted model, not a curated record. Gene Ontology annotation, cellular component: chromatin.
UCUCUGUUCGAAGCCAUCUUAAACGUUCGCAUUUUUUGUUCGUUCCUCCGUUUUUUCUUUCAAAUCGAUUCAGAAUGGCAAUUGUUUCCAUCAAAAUUAUUAAAAAAAGAAAUUGUCAUCUUAUGUGAUGUGUGUAUACAUUAGUUGUGUAGAAUAUGUGUAACGUAAUCAAAUGUUUAACAGUUAAAAUAAUAUCUAAAAUUCAUCAGCAAAAUAACGAUAUGACCAAAACAUUCAUGUAACCGGCAUACAACUGUCGAUGGAAAGAAGGAAAAAAAAACCAACAAUUAUGUGUGAUAUGAUGAUCAAAAAGAAAAAUAAUGAAAUGAUCUGUGGUGGUGUGAGUGUUUUGUAAUAUUUUAAGAUGCAUUCCGUGCAUCGUAACAGACAACAUUUUAAUAAAAAGUGCUAAACCAGAUGCAUUUUUACUUUUUUUUCCGUCAUGUGAAAGAAAGGCAGCCAUUUUGACUAUUCUUUUGGUCAUUUAGGAUUCAGAUGAAUAGCGAAUGGGAUAUAUAAUUAUCGUUUGGAGAUUAUAAUGGAUUGAUAAAAUUCGAUUUGAAUUGAGUAAUUCAACACUGUAUUAUUGGAGUCUUAUCAGCAAGGUGUUACUAAAUAACCAUCACAACAAUCACGAUUAAAUUUUUCCAUACGUGACACUGAAAUUAAUCUUAAUUCUAUUGAUACGCGUACGUUUUUACUUAAUUCGUAUUGUGAGAGUGCUACUGAACUUAAUUAGAAAAUAUAUUACAUAAUCAAAUUAUGUUACUUAAACAACUAUAACUAUUGCCAUUUACUACAAACAAAACAAAAUUUCUAUCAAUUUAUCUAUGCUUCGGUGUUCAUGAUAAAGUAAAUAACGAUAAGCUUUUAAGUGUUAAUUCCUACAUUGAGUGUAAUAGCACAAUAUGUGUUAGAGUGAAAAAAAAUUUGGAAUUAUUUUUUUUUUCUCGUGAACAAAUUUCAUCAAUGGAGGUACAUAAUACAACAAUUUGUGAAACAUAAACCAAGCGUUGUGUGAUUGCAACCAGUUUUCGGAACAAUUCGGAUUACCAAAAUAUGGAUAAAGAGAAUGGCGACAAUAAUGAGAAAGGGAAAGGAGGAGGUCAUUCCGGUGGAGGAAGUGGACAGGAUCCAAGUUCACUUCUUGAUGCAGCUUCCUUAUUCGCCUAUUGGGGACGUGACCCGACUGCAGCUCAAGCAGCAGCCGCUGCAUCCAGUCAAUUAUUCGGUUCUCCAUUUGGAGCCGCUGCAGCUGGACUGGGACUACUACCAGGAUCUGGUGGAUCGAGUAAUGAUCGAUAUUCGAUGAACAAUCAUCAACAUCAUCAAAACACAAUGGCUGUAGCGGCAUCACAGGCAGCCAGUCUUGCUGGACUCCAUCCUGCAAGUUGGUGGUCUAUGGCACAAUUAGCUGCUCAGGAUUAUUUCGCCCGAUUGCAAGCGUCAGGCCUAUCACCAUUUCAACAUCCCGAAUUAGCUGCAUUUCCUGGAAUGGGAAUGGGAGGUAAUGUCGGUGGUUCAUCAUCCGGCACCGGUAGACAAGGUGCCGGCGAAGGAAAAAGUAGCACAAAAGGUCGUAAGGAGAAAAAGUCCAACAACAGUAACAAUUCAAUGGGUGGAUCGAGUGGAAAUGCAUCGACUACGGUAACAUCAUCGGCAGGCACUUCAUCCGCAUACAAGCAAUCAUCGUCACAAUCCUACAAAUCGGCUGCCAAUCAAUACAGUCCGGCUACGUUGCACAAAGAACUGCUAGCUAUGCAGGCAGCUGCUGCUGCGUCUGGUUCCGGACAUAGCUCGUCCAGAAAAUCCAGUCAAUCAAGCCAUAAGCAGCAUCAAUCGUCUGCACAUCAUACAUCAUCCUCCGGACAUGGUUCAAUGGGAAAUCAUUCGUCUGGGCGUGAUAGUCAUCAUGGUUCGAAUAGUGGAAAAGAGUCUUCAUCGAAAAAUAGCAGUAGUGCAUUGGCAACGAGCUUGGCAUCGUCCAACGCAACAUUGACAAUGAACGCUCUUAACUCCUUAUCGCAAUUCGGUAACUUGGGAUCGUUAUCAUCCCAACACAGUAUGCAAGCCGCGAUGAACGCACUGGCAGGAAAUAGUUCGUCGAAAUCCUCAAAGGAUUAUAUACCAUCAGGCAUUUUAAGUGCUGCCUUGGAGAGGAACGAUCCAUCGUCAUUGUUAGGCGUCCGCUUACCACCCGACACCGAAAUCAUCAAAUAUACAUCAUCCAUAGUUGGCCCAAAAAUACCAGGUACAACAAAUCGUGGUCGUAAGAAAACAAUAUCACUAGAUUCAAAUCCAUUAUUAGCUGGCAUACCUGGUUUGACAGCAGGAACUGGUGUGAGUCCGGCCAAACGAGCUCGGCUCGAAGCCGAAUAUGGUAAUAUGGUACAAAGUGCUCAUCAAAGCGAUCGCGAUCGCGUUGAAGUGAUCAAAUUGCCAUCCACGAUUAAUUCAAACGGAGCGUACAAUUUAUCUAAGUCAAAUGCGCAAGCCAAGGACACCAGUUUCGAUUCGUCGAACGAAUGGGCGACGGGCUUAAAUUUAAGUGGUAAAGCAUCGACCACAUCUAGUACAGAUGACGGUGAUGCUCCACUGAACUUGUGCAUGAAAUCGGACGGUAAAAGUGGUGAUGCUGGAACUGGCACUACUGGCAGCAAUAGUUUACAGAGCUUGAGUCACAUAACGGCUGCCUUGGGCUCGGGGAGCGGAAAUGAUCGAAUGUUGCAUUACAAGGAAGGUCGUCCUCGUAAUUUGGGGCGUGGCGUAUCUAAGCCGAAAAAGAAUACCGUUGCCUCAUUGCUGGCUCAAAGCAGAGCUGUUGGUCUGAAACCAAUGUUAAAUACUCAGCAGCUGUUGAGCCAAGGUGCCGAUUUGGAAAAAAUUCGCCAAGCAAUUGCCGAAGCUCAUUUGGCUAUGGAAGUGUCAACCGAUUCCGAAAGUUUGGCCGAUGCUAGUGGCAUGUCGGAUUCAGAAGGCGAAGAAAUGGUAAACUUGGCUGAAUUGCGAGCACCGUUAGACAAGGGAUGGAAACGCGAAACAAUUAUCCGCGGUCUAACAAAGAACAUGCAAAUUCGAGGUGACGUUUGUUAUUAUGCGCCUGGAAGCCAAAUGAAAUUGAAGCACAUUGGUCAGAUUCAAACGAUCCUUGAACAGCAGUCAUCCAAUUUCACCACCGACAAUUUCAGUUUCUCCGCUCGACCAAUUAUUGGUUCCUUUUUACAACCAUACAGCAGUGCAACAGACGCCGAAUGCAUUCGUAUGACCGAUUCGGAAGUAGCUAAACGUUUGGAGGAGUUGAAACUAUACACCAAACAGUCGUUGAAUGUUGAGCAACGAAUUGAAAUCGCUCGACAGCAACAGGCUUUGCGUGAUGCCAAGAAAAUGGCCAAGGAUGACAUGAGCCGAACUAAAGAAAAGCCCGUAUCUUAUCAGAGAGGCAAACAAAAUCGAGAUGUUGAAAAGGUCGAGAGAUUGGAGGCACAACGAAAGGAGCGCGAAUUGAAGAACCAACAAGCUCUUGAGGCUCGUCGCAAGCGUCAGGAAGAGAUCGAAAGACUUAAGCAAGAAGAAGCAUUGCGAAAGCAACAGGAGAGAGAAAGAAAAAGACAGGAGGCUCUUUUGCAGAAGGAACAGGAUCUCAACAAGCAAAAGGAGUUACUCUACACCGUUGAAUUGGAGCGAGAACGUCGCCGUCAACAUAUGACUUUGAUUCGUCAGCUGGAAAAUCGUCGAAAAUAUGAGGAACGAGAGAGGAAGAAGCAUCAGAUGGUUCUCGACAAACUCAUCAGCCGUGAAAAGAAAUUAAUGGUCAAGAAGCGGGAUGCUGAAAUUUUAGCUGAACUACGAAAACCCCAAGAAGACUCAGAAAUUCCAAAUCAGAAAGAUUUGCCUGAACUUCAGCGAUUGCCUGGAUUGAAACUAACCGGCCAAGCAUUGUCAGAUCUACUAAUGGUUUUUGAGUUCCUCCAUAACUUCGGUGAAACGUUAGGUUUCGACAUGGAUUCGCUUCCAACCCUUCAAAGUCUUCAUCAAGCCCUGUGCUCCGAUGGUACGGCAACCGACGCAGAAGAUGAAUUAAUUUCCGUCAUGACACAUCUCUUAGUAUGUGCGAUUGAAGAUCCAGGCAUACCCAAUCCAAAUCGACACACAACUCUGCUUGGCCAGUCAUUACGAACAGCUGAUAUAACCAAUUCCAACAUAUCGGAAAUUCUACGCAUUUAUUUGUAUGCAGUCGCCACUGGUGAAGUACGUCAGACCAGUGGUCUGACGUUCGAUCGGGAUCGGGAACGUCGUGUUGCUGAUCACCAUUCAACGGAACAGUUUGACAUCUCCACCAGCAAGAAUCAACAAUAUUACGAACAGCUGCAUGAGAAUACCACUUGGAAGUUAUCCGAAUGUUUGAAGGAAAAUCCAUUCGUCUCGUUGAAUUCGACAGUCAAAUCGCAGAUUUUGGCCCAUUUGUGCAAUGAUUUGCUGUUGAACAAAGCAGUUUCUAAACAGAUCGAGGGUAGCUUGGAAUCGAUGGCUCAAUAUAAGCGUGAAAAAUAUCUUCUAGACAAUCGAAUCCGCAAGUACAAGCAUUUGCAUACGAGGAAGAUUCGCAUGGAACAGUUUGAAAAGCAACAAAUGCUAGCCAAACAAUCCGAAUCGAUUCCGAAAGACGGGUUUGUUGAACCGACACGCCAGGGUCCGGUCGGCGAUAAUUUGGUAAACGAGAACAACAACGAAACGCCAGACAAAUUGAACGAAUCUGUGUCAAACUCCAAUUUGAUCAGGACAGCGUCUAAUUUAACGAAUGCUUCCAGCAUUGACAAUUUGACAGAUGUAUCUGAUUUGGCAAACCACAAAGAUGAUUCUUUGCACAGCACCGACGUAGCUUUGACUAAGAAUGGUGAUGAAAUGAGUCCAGUUAAGUCGGUUGAUGACAUCAAGGCGAAUAAGUCAUUGGACGAUUUUUCAUUAAUUGACACUCCACGAUCGUUGAACAACGGAACCAGUACACCAGAUAUGAAUAGCUUGUUGAACAAGAAAAUUAUCAAUCGCGAAUUGAACGAUGUCUCAUCGACUGCUGACUUGAAUUUAGAUGAAGAUCUGAGCGAUUUAGAGAGUGAAGGAACAAUCCUUGAAGAAGAUGAAGACAAUCGAAUGACCGCUGAGGAAGUGUUGAAGAAGCUGGAGAAAAUUAUGAAGGCUGGCCAGCAGAACAAAAUGCUGUUGGAACAAAGUUGUAAUCAAUUGAGAGCAACGUGCUACGGUCAAGACCGAUUCUGGCGUCGAUAUUGGUAUUUACCGAAAGCAGGUGGUAUAUUCGUUGAAGGACUAGAAUCAGCUCAGCCAGAUAUAUUGAAAUACCAUAGCUUGGACGACGAAGUGUUGUCAACAUCUAGUCAUUCAGUGUCAGUACCAGUCGGUGAAAACACCGAAAAGAAAAAGCGUGGAAGAAAGCGAAAACAUCAAACCGAUGAAGAGGAGUCGAGUAGCAAAAAUGUUACCGAGGAUGCCCAACGUGUCAACAACGAAACUAAGCCAACGAAUGAAGUGAAACCAGUGACUGAAUUGAAACCCGGUGAUGAAGUAAAGGCAACAAAUGAUAUUAAGCCCACAAGUGAUAUGCAUCAAAAUGACGACGGAAUGAUGGACAUCGAAGACUCUAUUCCACGUGCAAUACUCGUACAGAAAGCCUGUACAAUAGACGAUGUAGAAAUGAACAGCAAAAUUAGUGGUGUCAGUUCUUCGGUUGUGGAUCAUGUCUCCCAAACGGCAACCAAUUCGACUUCUAAUCCGAUUUGCAACCAAGAAGAGGGUAGUAGUAAUAGUGGUGCUUCGUCGGACGUGGUUGUGGUCGCUGACGAUACUCAGAUUGCCAAGCUCGAAAAUGGAGCAGUGAAAGAGGAACCAGCAACAGAAACAGAUGCGAAUCCUGAUCCGUCAAAAGCUGGAUCCGAAGUAGCCGUAAAACAGGAAAUAAAAGAUGAAAUCAAAAAUGAAGGUGACGAUGACACAGAUGGAGUAGUAAAGUCAGAAACGUUAAUGGAGAAGUGGUUCUCAAUUGCAAAUCGAGAACUGCAACUCACAUCAACGGAAUGCACUCCGACGAUGGCAUGUCAAGCCUCAUUCUCAAAUGUAACAUGUGAUAAUACAAUUCAAUACCAAGGAAACCGAUGGGAAAUUGGCAACAAUGCUCAGUACUUUAAUGUACCGGUUGAAGGUUUGACUUCAACUCUAACAUUCAAUCGUGAUUCAUUUUUGACGCUUUCUGGCUUAGACGAAGACAUGAUGAGUCAAGCCCUGAAUUCUACGUUGAAACCGAAGGACGAUACUCUCCAAGAUGUGACGAUGGUGGAUGACGAAAUUGCAAAAUCAACGAUCAAUAAAAUUGAUGUCAAACAAGAGGAAAUGCUCGUACCAUUCAAUUUGCCGUCAUUCAUAAAUAUGUCCCUGGGCAACAUAAGUGCCUACAUUCAAUGUGAUAAUCCUAGUCCCCUUCAAAUGACUCCCGACGAACAAAAACUAUUGGAGGAAGUCAAAAUAAACGGCUUACCGAAGCGUUUGGAACGCAAUUUGGUGCCAAAGGAUCUACGAUAUGGAUGGUGGAAAAUUGAUGAUAUCGAGGUGAUCAAAGAAAUGAUUCAAUGUUUGCACGUCCGUGGAGUUCGUGAACGAGAAUUGCGUCAGCAUUUACUAACAGCGUUGUCCGAAAAUUUGGAUCUGACGACCCAAUGUCAUGUGGCUCAUGUACGCGCACCUCCUCCAUCAAAAGGAUACAUCGAUCCUGAGCCGAUGAACGCAUGGAAUCCUCAAAUUGCCAGACGCGUCGAAUUGAAUCUGUUGGAUCAGGUGGAAACGCUUGAAGAUAAGAUUGCUAGCGCUUCGAUGCAAAUGAAAGGAUGGCAAGUGCCAAACAAAGACGAUGUGGAGAAUGGAAUGGAUAUGAUUGGUGGAAUUUCGUUGAUUCGGGAGAGAAUACUCGGAUUGGAGGCAGCCAUUGAGCGCAGAUACUUGAAACCUCCACUAGGCACCAGGUACACGGCUGACGCUCAUAUUGCCGCAAUCGCAACUCAAAACCAGAAUCAGGCAAAUCCACCAACAUCAACAUCUCAGGCCGCAUCCUCAUCAACAACACCAACUUCAUCCUCUGCAACAAGCGCAACAACGAAUUCCGAUCAGCAAGCCAAUGAUACUGAUCAAGAUAUGGAUCGGGAGGAAUCGCCCGAGCCGGAAGUCCUACCGAAAGCUCUUCAAUCAUGGCGUGAAGCUGUAGCGCGAUCUCAUACAACUUCGCAAUUGGCAAUGGCCUUGUAUGUUCUUGAAUCAUGCGUUGCAUGGGAUAAGAGCAUCAUGAAAGCACCCACUCAAAAUGGGUCUAACACACAACGUUCCUUACAGAAUUGCCAAUUUUGUUCAUCCGGCGAAAAUGAGGACAAACUACUUCUGUGUGACGGCUGUGACAAAGGCUACCAUACGUACUGCUUCAAACCUAAAAUGGUGAACAUACCGGAAGGCGAUUGGUAUUGUUACGAGUGUGUUAACAAAGCGACUGGUGAUCGUAAAUGUAUCGUUUGCGGUGGUCAUCGACAACAGCCUGUCGGAAAAAUGAUUUAUUGUGAAAUUUGUCCACGCGCCUAUCACCACGACUGCUAUAUUCCGCCAAUGAUUAAGUCGGUAUUACUUUCAAAGGUUCCACGCGGUAAAUGGUACUGUCAUGGCUGUAUCUCGAAAGCUCCACCGCCGAAGAAAAGGGGACCAAAGAAAGGUCAUAAGGAGAAAGGAGAAAAGAGUGAGAAGGGCGAAAAGAGCGAUAAAACGGAGAAAGCCGACAAGGCUGAUAAAAGCAGCAAUUCCACGUUGACUGCCACUCCGACAUUGAACUCUUCAGGGCAAGAAGAUGGUGCAUUAAGUCCCACUCACUCAGUUGCAUCGACAUCUUUCGAAGAGCAUUCAACUUCGGUCGAUUCAAAACCACCAUCCACAACUACGGCACAAACUGCACCAAUCAUUUCAGCAACCACAUCCGCCGACAUUGUCGAUGAAGAAAUGCCAAUCGCUGAUGAUGUUUCAGACAGUGCCGCACCAUCGAGUCCACCCCAUACAUCACAAACGGUGGCAUCAGUACAAAGUCCAGCAUCAUCUCCUCCACCAUCGUCGCCGCCGCCGCCACCACCACCACAAGCUGUUCAACCGACUACGGCACCAAUAACAACAGCAGCCGCAGCAAUGGAAGAGCUCAAUCAUACAGCUGCAUUACUGAACGAAGCCAAAGAAAAACUAAAAUUGGAGAAAAAGGAACGUCAUGCUGCCAAGAAGUUGAUUAAAGAGUUGGCCGCUUGCAAAACGAUGCUGGAGGCAAUGGAGUUGCACGAGGACUCAUGGCCAUUUUUAUUACCUGUAAAUACGAAACAAUUUCCCACUUAUAAGAAGAUAAUCAAAUCGCCGAUGGAUUUAUCGACCAUUAAAAAACGCAUACAGGAUUUGCAGUACAAAUCGCGUGAUGAUUUCAUAGCCGACGUUCGUUUAAUAUUUGACAACUGUGAAAUAUUCAACGAAGAUGAUUCACCAGUGGGAAAAGCUGGUCAUGGAAUGCGAAAAUUCUUCGAAGUUCGCUGGGCAGAGUUGACCGACAAACACUCAUGAUACAACAAUAUGAUGCAUUUCAAAUAUUUGAGUGAGUGAGGUGGAAAUUAUUUCGAAAAUAUUCUACGCGUUUGCCACAAUUAUUUUACCGUUUGAUUCAUUUGAAUCAAUUUUUAUUCAAUUUCUAAUUUUGAUUGGAUUUACUUAAUGAACUUUAUAACAAAUAAUUCCUAGAUAGCAACAUUCAUGUCCUGAUUAUUUAUGUGUUGGUCAAGAAUAAUUUUUCUGCAACCAAAUAAUACGAGACGUUUGCUUUAUUGAGUGAUUGAGUCACAGAACUCUCUACUUUUAUUUAAAUGAAUUAAAAACUUUGGUUUCAUACUCGAUUUGGUCAUUUCAUUAAAGCUGUACUCCUCUCCGUUAAAAACCAUGCCAAACGAUGUAAUUAUGAAAGCGUCUUUGAUGUAAAUAAAAGGUAAAAUGAACAUUGGAUGGGAAACAUGUUCCAUUGUGGAAGCGAUUUUUUUUAAAGAUAGGAGAAAACCAGGCCCAUUGGACAUGAUGAUCCAUUAACAGAAAUAUUAUUAAGUAUUAGCGAAAAUAGCUGUUUGAAACGGAUGUAUUUAAAGUGUUAAAAUUAGAAACCAAAAUAAUUUAAAGGAAAAACUAAAACUCUACAUUGAUGGAUGAUCAAUUGGAUGAUCAAUCGGCUAAUAUUUAAAUUAAAAAGAAAAAAAUAAAAUCGAUUUGAUAAUUCAAUCAUUCCAAUUCACAAUAAGCGGAUUUUUUUUUGAAAGAAAAGAAAUUGAAACUUAUCUAGAUCGGAAAGUAUUAUUUUACUGUAAAUAUGAACGAAAGUAUGGAGGAGAGACGCUGAAUAGGAUUGCAAAAUAUCUUCUUUUUUUUUAAAUGUGUUAUUAAACGAAGUAAAAAAUAAAUAAAAAAUGGAAAGGAAGUUAAGGAAGAAGAAGAAGAAAAAAUAUUGACAAAAAUAGACUGUUUAAUUAUAGUACACACACACACUCAUAACGAUAAUAAAUGUUUUCUAUGUAAAUAUAUUUUUAUUUAAAAUGGUAAUUGAUGAAACUAAACUGAAUGUUUAGUUUUAAAAAUAAUUAUUGAAAUUAAUGAAAAUGAAAAAAUAAUUAUAAAAAAUAAA